This is a messenger RNA of Portunus trituberculatus (swimming crab), 3035 nucleotides long. RefSeq lists its product as uncharacterized. Gene Ontology annotation, biological process: immune response; canonical NF-kappaB signal transduction. The record is from RefSeq and is a predicted model, not a curated record. The transcript has 5 exons. NCBI's taxonomy places the organism in Eukaryota, Metazoa, Arthropoda, Malacostraca, Decapoda, Portunidae. Bases 331 to 1068 code for a protein of 245 amino acids.
CGAACCACAACACAGCUGGCCAGGGGGCGCUGGCUACCUGCUGUUACCUGACCUUCUGCAGGCUGGUAAUGACACCUGGAGCCCCGCGGUGACCUGCAGGUGCCACGAGUGAUGCAGGGCGCCCCACCCAAACCCCCGCCCACCCCAGCUGGCACCCACUGGCACUAACUCCCCCUCCACUCCCUGUUAUAAGGCACUCCCCCUGUUGUGCCUCCCCGCCCCUCCCUCCACCAGCAUAGAGAGAGGGAAACAAGAGAGGGAGAGAGAGAGACGACCUCAUGAACACAGCGACAGCAUGACCGGAGAACACAGCUCCCUCAACACACCCUCAUGCUAUUCUCAUGCCGCAGCAGCGGCGGCGAGGUGUGCCACCGACCACUAGCCCUAUGUAUGCCCGGCCCACAGCACACCAUGGCUGACAGCAAACCCAUAGUGGCCAAGACUCUGGAGGUGGUGGGUGUCGGGGAGGUGGAGGUGCGGCCCCAGCUGGCAACACUGACGCUUAUCCUCACCGCGUGUAAACAGUCGCUAGAGGAAUGCCGUGCUUCCAUCGACAAGAGGCAGCCCUACGUACAUCACACACUGUACAGUAACCAGGCGCGGCGGGAGGACAUCACGGAGCGGGAGGAGUGCCACAGUAAUGUCUCCCACAUCAUCCUCAACGUCACCAUCAUGGCCACUCUUCCCGCCCAGUUUGUGCAGCCCGUUCUCUCCACGCUGACUGAGAAGCUGAGUGAUGCGGUGGAGGUGGAGAAGGUGGUGUACCAUCACUCGUGGUCUGCAGUGGCGGAGGGGCGGGCGGUGGCAGGGCGGCGUGCGGCUCUAGAGGCAAGGCGCCGUGCCUCCGAGAUGGCAGCAGCGGUGGGAUCUGACGUGGGUCCCUGCCUGACACUGUUUGAGGAAGCCUGUGAUCACCUGGCACUGUCUGAUGACCGCAGCGAGUGGUGUGUGGUGGAGACGCCCUUGAGGCUGCGACACUGCCAUGCCCACGUCCCCACCAUCAUCAAGAGCCGCGUCAAGGCCUGCUUCUCCCUGGCCGGGGGAUUGCCAAAAAUCACUGCCGCAUGAAUCUCUUCACUGCCACAUGCCAGUUAGUAGCCUCGCCUCAACGCUGCCACGGUUUGAGUCUGUUGUCGUUUUGUCACUUCGCCGCGUGUCUCUUGCCUUGUGCCCGUGGGAACUCCUGGCUAGGGAGUUCACAGCUAUGCAUUUAGUGAGGGAGGGUGUGAUAACUAGUAAGCUUUGGUGGAAACACUGCCAUUCCCAGAGUUCAGUACCUGAUGCCCAGCGAGGCAGCACCAGCAGGGGUUGACAGAGCAGCAAGGACAGGAGAGAAUACCAAGAAGGAUAGUUGUGGUAACCUUGUAGUCUUGUGUGGGGAAGAGGGAGUUAAAUUUUACUUUGCACCAUCAUCUUUAGCACAGUGGUGUCGUUUGUGGUCACUGUAGAGCGUUAGGGUUCGUCACACACACACUCACACCUUCACUUGGCUGAGUAUCUUAGCAUCUUCUUGGUGUUCUUGAUGUUGUGUUGUUUGGUCACCAGUCUUUAGGAUCAGGAAGAUUUGAGCACCUUUUACCCCCAUCUCACUAUAUGGAGUUUCAGUCUUUGUGAACAGCAAUGCAAAAAGAACCCAUUAACCCAAAGAACCCAGUAAGCCACUCUAGCAUCCGUGCCAGCUCUGUCAAGCUUCAGGCAGCCCAGAACUUUGAGUAGGAUGCAUGAAUUCAACUGCUACUGUAGGCUAAUGAUAAUUUGCCAUAAUGAUUUGCCUCUAUGUACCUGGAGCUUAUGUGGCCUCUUCUCUGCUGUAGCAAACUGAAGCUUUACCAAAUCACGUGUAGAGGCUUUGCAAGGACUGAAGCUUUCCAUGCCUUCCCCUCGACACUGCCAGCGAGUCACUCCGUCAGUCAUCCAUUCCUCACCUGCUGACUGGCUUGUUCAGGUGAAGCAGUGUGCAGGUGGGCUGCAGCGCCACUCACUGUUGCUACCUGUCCUGGCGUGUCUCUCGGCUCUCCUCUGUGUUGAUCCCAUCCAACAGAAGUCUACCCUUGAUCACUUAACACAGACUGAUUGCCUCAGUGAUGAAGGUCGCCAACACAAUUUGAUGAAGAGUUGCCUCCGUGUUAAGUUGUGUCUGACCCUGUUUGUCAUGAGAGGUGGUCUGUGUGGUGUGUUUCUUGGGGAGGGUUCUUUGCGGUGGAGGCUGUGGGUGACUGUGGCUGCCACAGCACAGGGCAGGAGGGGACGUCUGGGACGGGGAGGGAGGAGGGCGCCAGGAUCACACACUCCAAAAUCAGACACAAGAACGGAUAAUGUAUUUCAUAAAUACUUCUUUACAUUAAAAUAACACGGUGAGGACUCAGGAUACCAUACAAUGCUGAACUAAACAUCACAGUGGUAAUGUCAACACAUCUCUGGGAAGCUAAAGUCAUACACACAUGUGUGAUUGGAACAGAGUACAUGCGUACAUACAGACAGUCACCACACACGCUACAAAUGUUGCUACUAAAAUCAAUAAAAAAAGGUUCUCAAAAAUAAAUAUAUUUAUUUAACAUAAUAGAAGGUGAAUCAAACAGGCUAGGGCACUGCACACUAGUGAGUGCAGGCAUACACACACACACACACACUCACUCACACACACACACACACACACACUCAUACAUACAUACAUACACACAGACUCUUACAGGACACACCAAGAGAUUAUGUACACGACUACUUGGUCAAAACUGCCCAGAAUUCCUUACAAAUAUAGAGAUUUAUGACAUAACUGAUGUGUGUUGGUGAAGCAAGUCUGUGCCAAGGUCGGUCGGCCCCACCAGUCUUUGCCUGCCAGUCCCACAAGGGUUGGAGGGAGAGAUUAUUAUUAUAUCAUAGUAUAUCAUAUUAUUAUUAUAUCAUAGUAUAUACUUAUGGCAGUGACAAAUCACAUCUACAUCAAAGAAAUACGCUGAAGAAAGCUUUAAAUAUUAUUAGAGAGAUUAAUGUAUAUGUCUUGUGUCUAGUCUACCAUAAAAGAGGAUUGUGUUAUG